Messenger RNA from Trypanosoma brucei brucei TREU927, 1491 nucleotides. RefSeq lists its product as hypothetical. NCBI's taxonomy places the organism in Eukaryota, Euglenozoa, Kinetoplastea, Trypanosomatida, Trypanosomatidae. The transcript has a single exon. Gene Ontology annotation, cellular component: cytoplasm. Gene Ontology annotation, molecular function: ubiquitin protein ligase activity; zinc ion binding. Gene Ontology annotation, biological process: Ras protein signal transduction; protein ubiquitination. The record is from RefSeq and is a predicted model, not a curated record. The coding region runs from base 1 to 1491 and encodes 496 amino acids.
AUGCUUCGGUGUCGAGUAGCGGAUGUCGUUUCCAGUGACCAAAUGUGUGAGAUGACUAACUUUCCCCCCGUCCAGGCUACCGUUGGCUACGUUCAGCUACUCCGCCGACUUAGUUUCAAGCGGGAAUUCUUUGUGCCCUUUGUGCCCACGAAACACGUAAUUUUCACUUUUCAGACGCGCAAUCCGCUGGAAGAGGGAAAAGUGAAGGAUGAAGUAACUGAUCUUGUGUCUCAUUAUUUCAACUGGAUUAGGGAGAGGGGAGUCUAUUCUUUCCAGAUACUACAGCUUUAUGUGUGCAUCCUCUCGGGUUGCACCGUUGUUGUCAUCGAAUGCCCUGACACACUUACUACUUUAGACGUGCACUCAUUCUCGCAAGAGCCAGAGGCACCAACGGUGGGGAAGCGUCGCGUGUUGGUGUUUCCGUGCGAUAAUGAUGAAAUAUCAGACUCUGAGUUGGAGAGCAAUUAUUAUAUUGUCCCCACAUGCACGCUUUGCGCAGAGAGGUUGGAACCCACACUUACCGGCUACAGUUCUCCCACUUGUAGUUGUGUUGAUGGAAGGGAGUGCAGGUGCCUGCUCGAGCAGUCCUCCUGCGUGGUGUGUCAAACAUCCAUCACAAUGCAGCAUGAGAGCCAGAAAGUGCAAUGUGAGCAGUGCAGCCGCACAGGUGAUCCAUGGAUCUGCCUUGUGUGUGGGUACGUUGGAUGUAGUCGAUACCAAGCUAAGCACGCAAGGGAACAUUACCUGCAGCACAAACACCUCUUUUCCAUGAGCCUCCUCACACAACAGAUAUGGGACUACGACAGCGACGCCUUUGUGCACCGUGUGGUUGUUCUCCUAGACAAUGCUACGGGUGCUGUCAAUCGUGUACAGUAUCCUGACAGAGACAAUAUCCCGUCAUCCCUCGCGGACGAAUACGUUGACGCCGCAGCGGAAAAGGUGAGCAAGAAGCACAUUAACGCAAAAUUCGACUCCAAAGUUGAAACGUCAAACGAGCAAUUGGCUCUUAUGAUUAUAAGUGAGUUGAAUACUCGUCGUGUGGAGUACGAAACAGAAAUGCAUGGAGGCUCUCACCAUUUGAAUGAUGAACUCAUGGGUGACCCCUCGCUGUGUAGCGUCAUUGUCGCAGAAAGGGCUUGUGCUGCCUCCCGUGAGCGGUGGUGGCAACUACACAAUGCUAACAAAAGCAUUCAGGAGGAGUUGAUGCAGCGGAGGAGGGAGGAAGAAGCACACCAAAAAACGAUCGAUGAGCUCCAGCAGGAGUUGCGGAGUGUCGUGCAACACUACGCGACACGGGAGUACUCCCUCUUAACGGAAAUCAAUGAGCUGCGACAAACAAUUACAGACGUGGAAACUAACUUGCGAACGUUUGCGAAGUUGUCCAGAGGACUUGGGAACGACACAUUGGAACACGUUCGUAUUGUGGGAGGAACGAAGGAGCCAAAACCAAGGAGGAGAGGCGGAAAUAACACAAGAGACGGGAGAGCGUAG